GUGGGUUCAAUCGUUAGCGCGGGGAAAGGAUGUACAGCAGCACGGCCAUAUUGAAAAGAGGUAAAGCCGCAUUGACUACGGCUAUAAGAAGAGGCAGACGGAUCACCCGGCUUUCUAUUUCCCCAACAGGCUGUUUUAUAGCUAUAUUGACCGCUGUCGAAACCAUCUUGACCAGAUUCAUUCUCACCUUCUCACUUCUUUCAUCAUGACGUCUAUUGCAAACCAUCGCUCUGCAAACGCAGCACUAGCACAAGAAGACCCUGAAUGGGCUGCUUUUUACGCAAAGCACAGUGCCGCGGUCCCUGUGCUUGAAGGCACAGCCGCAGAAAUGCGAGCCAGGUCAGCGGCGCUUAAAGCCAAAGCGAAAGCUGCUGGGACUGGGGUCCCUGUAAUAGAAGGCGUGACAGUCAAAGACGUACAAGUGCCUACAACGGAUGGCGCUGAAAUCACUGUGCGGGUGUACACUCCAAUCGACGGAACCGGGCCCCGACCUGGGCUUCUCUUCAUGCACGGUGGUGGCUGGACUCUAGGCGACUUGGACGGCGAAGAUAGCGCUUGUAGAUCGGUUUGUGUCGGCGCAAACGUCGUGGUGGUAAGCGUUGAUUACCGCUUGGCACCAGAGCAUCCUUUCCCUACGGGACUCAAUGACUCUUGGAAUUCUUUUCUUUGGAUGAGAGAAUAUGCAGGGGAGCUUGGCAUCAACAAGGACGCUCUCAGCAUCGGCGGUUCCAGCGCCGGCGCAAACUUUACGGCGGUUUUGGCGCAUCGUGCUCGAGACCACGGCAUCAAACUGCUCGGCCAGCUCCUCCGCAUCCCUUGCGUUUGCCACUUGGACGCAUACCCCCCGGAGCUGAAUCUCUACAGCAUGGAGGACCUGAAAGAUGCACCAUUACUCUCACGACGAUCAGUUGAACUCUUUUUGCAAUACUACGCCGCUGAUCCGACAAACACGGACAUGUCGCCACUGCUCAACAAGAACUUUGCUGGACUAGCCCCUGCCUAUAUCCAAAUUGCCGGCGCAGACCCCCUCCGUGAUGAAGGUUUGGCGUAUGCUGAUAAGCUAAAGCAUGCUGGUGUAACGACCAAGGUCGACAUUUAUCCAGGUCUGCCUCAUGCAUUUGGAUUUUUCACGAAUCUCUCUGCGACAGUCAAAUACGCUGCGGAUUUGGUUGAUGCUAUGAAGAGUAUCAACAGUGGAACUCUGCAUUACUGAAGAAAUAUGUCAUUGCAAUGUAGUAUCGUUAAGAGUCUCUCUAUCGUCGAAUAUAUUCCUCGUUUUAAAAUAUCAUUGCUUGGGGGGAGCGGGGGCGCAAGGCGGGCGUCAUCAGCGACAGAUCCAACGCCUAAUGUCUCUAAAAUGUGGGCAACAAGGAAGAUGAUGAUAAAUCUUACAGGUAACUAGCAUAGUAUAGAAAAAGGCUCACGCAUAUGCACGGAAUAAAAUAAGGCUCUCGUAGGGC
Molecule: messenger RNA, 1460 nt
Organism: [Torrubiella] hemipterigena
Lineage: Eukaryota; Fungi; Ascomycota; Sordariomycetes; Hypocreales; Clavicipitaceae
Source: the annotation of a GenBank genome assembly